GGUGGCGGCGGCGGCGGCGGAGGCGGCGGCGGCGGCGGGAAGAAAGAUUCGAUCACCUACCGGGAAGUUUUGGAGAGCGGACUGGCGCGCGCCCGGGAGUUGGGGGCCUCGGACUCCAAUCUGCAGGACAUAACGGACGCCGGCGGCCACUGCCCGGUGCAUUUGUUCAAAGACCACGUGGAGAGCGACAAGGACAAGCUGAAGGACUUUGAAAGCCCCCGAGUCUCAGCUGGGAUCCAUCCUCCGAGGUUCAGAGUUCAGACGCAUAAAGUCUGGUUCCAGAACCGGAGAGCCAAGUGUCGCAAACAAGAGAACCAGAUGCAU
Messenger RNA from Myotis brandtii (Brandt's bat), 324 nucleotides. Its product is annotated as short stature homeobox protein-like. The transcript has 3 exons. The record is from RefSeq and is a predicted model, not a curated record. The annotation marks the transcript as partial. NCBI's taxonomy places the organism in Eukaryota, Metazoa, Chordata, Mammalia, Chiroptera, Vespertilionidae. Gene Ontology annotation, molecular function: DNA binding.